Myotis lucifugus (little brown bat) is the source of this 3129-nucleotide messenger RNA. RefSeq names its product rhophilin associated tail protein 1 like (gene ROPN1L). The coding region runs from base 177 to 833 and encodes 218 amino acids. Lineage: Eukaryota; Metazoa; Chordata; Mammalia; Chiroptera; Vespertilionidae. The record is from RefSeq and is a predicted model, not a curated record. The transcript is spliced from 9 exons.
ACGUCUCUGGAGCACAAUGUCAUGGUGUUCCUAGCAGUUUUUAUGAAGUGAACUGUACAUUCUGUCUGUCAUGGCUGUUGAGACCUUACCAAGAACGUAAAAGGAAACAGAAAUCAGCAGUGGAGUAUCUGUGCACACCUAGUUCGUCCCAGGCUGGUCCUAGUCUUGGGAGAGUGAUGCCGCUUCCCGACACCUUAUUCUGCGCGCAGCAGAUCCACAUCCCACCGGAACUGCCGGACAUCCUGAAGCAGUUCACCAAGGCAGCGAUCCGCACCCAGCCAGCCGACGUGCUGCAGUGGGCCGCGGGGUAUUUCUCAGCGUUGUCAAGAGGAGAUCCACUUCCUGUAAAGGACAGAAUUGAAAUGCCCGUGGCCACUCAGAAAACAGAUACUGGCCUGACUCAAGGAAUGCUCAAAGUGCUGCACAAGCAGUGUAGCCACAAGCAAUACGUGGAAUUAGUCGACCUUGAACAGAAAUGGAGAAGUUUGUGCCUGCCAAUGGAAAAAUUCAGAGCUCUCAUGCAAUUGGAUCCUUGUGAAUACAGAAUCGAGUGGAUAAAAUUUUUAGCACUUGGAUGUAGCAUGCUUGGUGGGUCCUUGAACACCGCGAUGAAGAACCUGUGCGAGAUCCUGACCCAGGACCCGGAGGGGGGGCCUGCGCGCAUCCCCUUCAAGACUUUCUCCUACGUCUACCGCUACCUGUCCAGCCUGGACUCGGAUAUUGCUACUUCGGAAACGGAAGCCUAUCUCGCCUCGCUGAAGGACAGCAUAGACAAUAGAAAGAAUGGCAUGAUAGGACUUAUGGAUUUCUUCGUCAUAACGAGGAAAAUGUAAAAAAUCUCAAAUAGAAAACUCAGAAGACAUGCCAUUAAUACAGAGAAAAACACAUUUUAAUGUCGAAAGAGUGUGUUUUAAAACCUUGGCACCAAUUACAACUUGUCAUUAACCACAUGCAGACCUUGCGUGAGUUUUUCUGGUGAUGGAAGUUGAGUGUGACCAGUGAGUCCGGGAGGGGGGCCUAUUUAAUGAUUGCUGUUCACUGUGUCCUUGUAAGAACCUUCAAGGUGAAUCACUCCUAGUAGUAAAAUGAUCUGUUUGACUGAAACAAUCUGUUCGGAAGCUGCGGAGCGGGGAGGAGGAUGGGCAGCUUAAACCCGGCCAUCCUGGUUUUCCGUGGGAAACUCUUUAUGCCCUGGCAGCUGCGCCCAAGACAGGCCAGGGGAGCACCCUGGCCAAAGCUGGGUCUUCUCUGGGAGAGGCAGGCCUGGGAGCUUGCGCUCACUGAAGGGCAUCUACGGCCUCGAAGCAAACUGGACAAGCAGUGUGGACCCGCACUCGGUCCACUGAACAGGACUACUGUGCAAGGAAAUAACACCCGGGCAGUUUUCCCGAGAGCUGGGGGAUGGUUUGGCUCCUUGGUUCUGUGCCACUGGCCGCCUUGCUAAUCAAUGUUAGCACAGUGAAAACCCAGAGUUAGGAGGAAGGUUUUGCUGUUAUCUAAAAGUGUGUAGUUUUUUUUUUUUUUUUGCACUUAGGUGUGUAAAGUAUAUUUUUCAUCUGGACACUAAACUCCCUUAUUUGAGAUGAUCAUUUGCCUGGACUUUUGGUCACCAUCCCAGUAAAUAGACAACAUAUAGAGAUUACUGAGAAAUUUACAAGUAACUUUUGGAGUUUCUAAAAGCUUUUACAAUUUUUAAGUUGCUUUAAACCUUCUAAAAUCUUGACUGCCCCCCCCCCAAAUUAAAAUAUCUCCCCCAGCUGUAAUGCCUCAAUACAUGGGGCUCAGAAAAAAAGAAACCUUAGGUUUUCGUAAGCGCAGUUGUAAGUCACGGCGUGAAUAAACAUGUGGAGGGGAGCAGGCUGCAGGAAAGGCUGUGCGAUAGAACCCAGAAUGGUGUUGUGCUUGAGACAGAAAGUUGGCCACCCCAGGAGCGCACACAGGACGUUUGCAUUUUAUGAAGAUGCUCUGGCCUAUCAGGAGACAGAAAAGGAGAGUUUAAUAGAAUUAACAGCUUCCCCUCAGGUGGGACAGUGAGGGAACCGAGGACUCAGGAGAGCCUCCCGACCCCCAGGCUGGCCCUGGACUGCACAGUCAGAGAGUCCUGGAGCCCUCGAGGUCUGCGGGGCUCCCCAGGUGAACCAAAAGGGAAGCCGGAAGCCGAAAGGGACGUGUGCUGUGCCUCUCCCCCUCCCCCCGCCUUCUUGCGUGUCCCUCCAGGGCUAGAUGAACAUGGACCUAGCUGGCGAGGAGCUGUGAGUAUAGAGGCCACAGAGGAGCUUGUUUGAACAUGCAAGUCCUCAGGGAACCCUUCCUUCGUGGGGAGUCUGCUGGAGGAAGAGAGCCAGGCAACCAGAAAGGCUGGAGAGGGCACCAUGAGACCGUGGGAGCAGGGAGUAUUGCUUACCUGUGCAGCUAAGACCAGAAUUCAUUUUCCUUGGUUUUCGAAGUGGACUCUCACCAGAGGCCCAGGAGGUGGCCGCAGAAGUAGAAUUAAUCCGCUUGUCUAGGGGACUGACCCAGGACUGAGAGGCCAAGAGCAGCAUCCUGGCCCCGUGCUGCCCCAGAGCUCGGGCCGCCCACCUGACUGGCUCUCCGUGAGACCCAGACUGAAGCACUGUUCCCAGCAGCAUGUGGGCACCAAGUGCUGAGCACUGAGUGGAUAGCUGCAGAGACCUGAGGUGACACAGCCUGUCUCCAAAGGGAAACAUGGUGGCCACGUGAAGUGGACAGAGCACAGGACUCUGAGAGUCAAGAUUCUCAGCACUUGCAGAAAUGUCUUUAAUGCUGAAAAGUGAAGAAGGAGGUGGCAGGUGUGACUAACAACACAGUCCUCGUGCAUCUGCUAGGGAAUACAUUUUUUCCCCCUCCAACGUAACAAAUUAGAACCCAUCUGGGAUUUGAGAAGUCUGAGCUAAGGUUUCCUGGAUCUGUUUGCCUAUGAAGCAGUAAUGAAAAGUGAAGGAGAUGAAGAAAAGUGAAAAAAAUGAUGAGUUUAAAGAACCCUUGUGUGACAAGUGGAACAAAGGCUUGUGAAUUUUUAUACAUUUUUUUCUGGCAUAAGACGGUGCCGUUUAAGGAUAUGGGGAGACCGAGGAUUAAAAUAAAGACCUGAAAAUAAUUGGACUCAUU